AUGGUGUCAUGUGGAUUUCCGACAACCAUCUCAACUACUACGAUCUUCUCGGCGAAUAAGGAUAACAAAACAAAGGAGGACUGCGGACAACGACCGCAAAAAACAACGGGAGAAGUCGACAUUCCAUUAAACCUCAACAGCGAAUGGUUAAAGCGUACCAACUUAACCAAUAAACCAUCUACACCAAGCUGCCGUGCAGCAAAAUCGAAGCAAGUAUCGCAACGUCCAUUCGAAAUAAUGUCAUCUAAUAGAAAGCGUAAACCCAUAAGGGUGUGGGUAGACGGUUGCUUUGACAUGAUGCAUUAUGGUCACGCCAAUGCUUUGCGUCAGGCGAAGGCAAUGGGAGAUUUCCUUGUAGCAGGCGUUCAUUCGGAUGCUGAAAUCGAGAAAAACAAAGGUCCAACUGUCAUGAAAGAGGAGGAAAGAUACGCUGCCGUCGCUGCUUGCAAGUGGGUCGAUCUCGUGGUUCCGGAUGCACCCUACAUCACAAGUCUCGAUGUAAUGGAUCAGUAUGAUUGCGAUUUUUGUGUCCAUGGUGAUGACAUAACCACGGCUGCAGAUGGGACGGACUGUUACCAGGCGGUGAAAGAUGCGGGUCGUUAUCGUGAAUGCAAACGUACUCAAGGUGUCUCCACCACGGAGCUCGUGGGACGCAUGUUGCUUAUGACACGUGAUCACCACCAUCGUCGUUCUUCCAUUUCUUCUAUCAAUAACGAAGAUCUGAGUACCUUCAGUAGCAGUGCGUCCAAGCAAAGUCCUGAGACAAAGAUUUCACAUUUUUUACCCACUUCCAGAAGGAUAGUGCAAUUUUCGGAAGGAAGGGAGCCGAAUCCUGGGGACAAGGUUAUUUAUGUCGACGGAACUUUUGAUCUAUUUCAUGUUGGUCAUAUUGAGUUCUUGAAAAGAGCCAAGGAUCUGGGUGAUUACCUUUUGGUCGGCGUUCAUGACGAUCAGACGGUUAAUGCUAUUAAGGGUGUAAACUAUCCACUGAUGAAUUUACACGAACGCGUGUUAAGCGUUCUCGCGUGUAGAUAUGUCGAUGAAGUCAUCAUCGGGGCACCAUACAGUGUCGACGAAAACGUAUUGUCUAAAGUUUACAAGGUGGAUAUCGUCGCUCAUGGAAAUACCCCUUCUCUGCCUGACAUCAAUGAUGAAGACCCGUACAAGGUUCCAAAAGAAAAAGGGAUCUACAAAGAAAUAAUAAACCCCGCCGCAGACUUGACUACCGACAGUAUCAUCGAAAGAAUAAUUGAACAUAGAAAGAGGUACGAAGAACGACAGUUAAGGAAAAACAAAAAGGCGCAAUUGGAGGCGGAAGCCGAAAAAUUGGAGAAAGAAGCAUCGAAACGUUGA
Messenger RNA from Acaulospora morrowiae, 1353 nucleotides. The record is from the annotation of a GenBank genome assembly. Lineage: Eukaryota; Fungi; Glomeromycota; Glomeromycetes; Diversisporales; Acaulosporaceae.